AUGGACUCGAGGGAGCGGCGUUACAGCCGUGAAGACGACAGCUCAGACGCCGGUCGUCGUGAUCGGAAAUUCGGCGGCAGCUCUCGCGACUCUGACAGAAGGCGUGAGGGCAGACAUGACAGAAGUCCGACAGACAGGGAGAGAUCCCAUCGCCACAGAGACCCCGAUAGGGAGGAAGAAGGUCGCAGUCGGCGGAAAGGCUACAUUCGAAGGGACAGGGACAGGUCCGCGGAUGAAGCAUCAGAUGGAGUACGAGAGUCAAAGCGAGACAGGAGACGCCGUUCUCGAUCGCGCUCACGAGAUCGCCGAGAGCGCCGUCGGUCUAGAUCACCACCAGCAAAGAAGCGAAGAUCAAGAUCACGCUCGCCUAUGAAAAGAUCUAAGGGACCUCUUCCAUCGCAAGACGAGUCUUUCCGUGGCGAAGUCGCACCAGGCGAAGCUCCACCACCAGAAAAGCAAAAGCCCAACUUCAAGCCUACUGGUCUGCUUGCCAAAGAAGCCAACACUGUGGCAGGUACCAACACAGUGCUAAAGUACCACGAACCGCCUGAAGCCCGGAAGCCACCGACCAAAGAAGCUUGGCGAAUGUACGUCUUCAAAGGGAAAGACUUGGUCGACACAAUCUACUUGCACCAGAAGAGUGCAUGGCUUAUUGGUCGUGACGAGAAAGUAACAGACUUGCAUCUGGAGCACCCCACCAUUUCGAAGCAGCAUGCCGUUAUACAAUUCAGGCACAGGACGACUACGAAUGAGUACGGCGACAAGUCGAACAAGGUCAAGCCGUAUUUGAUCGACUUGGACAGCACGAAGGGGACGACGCUGAAUGGGAAGAAGCUCGAGGGCAGCCGGUACAUGGAGCUUUUAGAUCAGGAUGUGGUCACUUUUGGUGGCAGCGAAAGGGAGUAUGUGAUGAUGCUUCCUUCGGCUGAGAAGUGA
This is a messenger RNA of Fulvia fulva, 936 nucleotides long. RefSeq names its product Smad nuclear-interacting protein 1. Gene Ontology annotation, biological process: maintenance of RNA location; mRNA splicing, via spliceosome. NCBI's taxonomy places the organism in Eukaryota, Fungi, Ascomycota, Dothideomycetes, Mycosphaerellales, Mycosphaerellaceae. Gene Ontology annotation, molecular function: mRNA binding; protein binding. The coding region runs from base 1 to 936 and encodes 311 amino acids. The transcript has a single exon. The record is from RefSeq and is a predicted model, not a curated record. Gene Ontology annotation, cellular component: nucleus.